AUGUCAGAUCAAGGGACUCGUAGCAAACAUGAAAGAGAAGUCCAGGAAGAAGAAGACGAUGCUGACAUCGGACCAGCUUUACCAACGGCCGAUGAGGCGCCAAAAAAGAAAAAACGAGUUUUACUUCACGAACGAAUUUAUUUGGAACGUUUGCCUUCGGCUGAUAUGUAUGAACGUAGUUAUAUGCAUCGCGAUGUUUUGAAUUUCUGUAAUUUAAUUAUUUUAAGAACGGAUUUUAUAAUUACAACAUCAGUUGAUGGACAUUUGAAAUUUUGGAAAAAGAAUGAUAAAGGAAUAGAGUUUGUGAAGCAUUUUCGUGCACAUAUCGGUAAUAUCAAUUGUAUUAGUGUAUCUGCGGAUGGACUACUACUAGCAACUGGUUCUGUAGAUAAAGCAUUAAAAAUAUUUGACGUAAUCAAUUUCGAUAUGAUUAACAUGAUGAAAUUGGAAUAUGUGCCAAAUAGUAUAUGUUGGGUUCAUAAAAGAGGUCAAGCUCAGUCGCUAUUAGCAAGUUCAAAUGAGGCUGGUAGUAUUUUUAUUUAUGAUGGUCGAGGUGAUGGAAGCCCGUUAUAUAAUGUUCCAAAGUUGCAUUCCCAUCCGGUGCACUUAAUGACAUAUAAUGAGAAGGACCAUGCUGUUAUUUCUGCAGAUACAUCAGGAAUGUUGGAAUAUUGGGUACCGGAAGAACCUUUUGGUUUACCCAAAACUGUUUCAUUUGAGUUCAAGUCAGAUACUGACCUUUACGAAUUCAAAAAAGCGAAAACACAUCCAACUUCAAUAAAGUUUUCGUAUGAUUAUAAUCAAUUUGUAACAAUGAGUAUUGGAGAUCGUCAGGUACGCGUUUUCCGUUUUAAAACUGGAACAAUGAUCCGAAAAUACGAUGAGUCAUUAGCCAUUAUAAGUGAAAUGCAACAGGCUGGUACUACUAUAUAUAAAUUAGACGAUAUGGAAUUUGGACGUCGUCUCGCUGUAGAACGUGAAUUGGAAAAGACUUCACAAGCUUCCACAAUGAAUGCAGUUUUUGACGAGAGCGGUAAUUUUAUUAUUUAUCCCACAAUGUUGGGCGUCAAAGUUGUUAAAUUACUUGGAAAAACGGAACCAAAUCGCUUUCUUAACAUGUCAUUAUACCAAGGGGCUCCAAAUAAGAAAGCACUCAUCACAAUGGUGAUAACAUUAAAAUGA
Messenger RNA from Funneliformis mosseae, 1182 nucleotides. Lineage: Eukaryota; Fungi; Glomeromycota; Glomeromycetes; Glomerales; Glomeraceae. The record is from the annotation of a GenBank genome assembly.